AUGUUCGAAGGAUCUUUGGCCGAAUCUUUUAGUUCUAAUCCAAAUUUCGACUUCGAAGCAAUAAAUAGGAAUUUAUUUGAUGACUUCAGUGAAACAGAUUGUACCAUGAUAUCGAAAUCGGAGCAAAUGCCUGUUUUUCUUCGCAUUAGGCCACUGAACUACAACGAGUCGACAAAGAAAGUUCUUAUUACUAUUGAUUUCAAAAGAGUUGUUCUGAAACCUGCUAAUGAAAAUAAAGGCCUUCGAGCUGCGCCAGUUGCUUUUGGACAGGCUUCUCAUAAAUUUGAGUUCUCACGAGUUUUCGACGAGUUUGCUACUCAAAGCGACGUUUUUAAAGUUGUCUUGUUAGAUCGCGUGAGCGAAUUUCUGGAGGGAAUGAAUGUACUGAUUUUCGCGUAUGGAACUUCAAACAAUGCUGGUAUGGUUCCUAGAGCACUGGAGUCUAUUUUUCGGAGUGCGACUCUCUUGAAACAGCCAGACGGGGCACAAGAUGUUAAUUCCGGAUUUCCCUUUGCUCCGUAUGGAUUUAAUGAAAUUGAGGAGCUGAGUGUCCAAGAAUCUGAAAAACGCCGCAAGGAGAAGGCUGGCCAUUUUACACUUUGUUCUUGCAAUUGUCGCUGUGAUUCUCAAUCUUCAAUUGGGGUCGAAGGUUCAGGGCUCUUGUCAGGUGACACCUUCAUGGAUGUUCCUCUGGCUUUCAAAGAGAGUGCGGCUUUUGUAUUGUGGGUCAGUUUUGUAGAGAUCUAUAAUGAGGUAGUGUAUGACCUUCUGGAUCCGGAAUUUGUGGCUGCAACUUUAAAAUCCUCAAACCGACCAUUCAAGCCGAGAAAAAAUGCAUUGGAUUUAAGGGCGGACAAAAAGGGGCAUGUUUUUGUUAACAGUACUUCUCACUUUACAUAA
Molecule: messenger RNA, 900 nt
Organism: Rodentolepis nana
Lineage: Eukaryota; Metazoa; Platyhelminthes; Cestoda; Cyclophyllidea; Hymenolepididae
Source: the annotation of a GenBank genome assembly